Messenger RNA from Anopheles marshallii, 969 nucleotides. Its product is annotated as clavesin-2-like. Lineage: Eukaryota; Metazoa; Arthropoda; Insecta; Diptera; Culicidae. The record is from RefSeq and is a predicted model, not a curated record. Gene Ontology annotation, cellular component: membrane. The transcript is spliced from 2 exons. Gene Ontology annotation, molecular function: phosphatidylinositol bisphosphate binding. The coding region runs from base 1 to 969 and encodes 322 amino acids.
AUGGCGACCAUACAGAAGGUAGACAAGUGUCCAGAAAAGUACGAUCUGUAUCAACCCAUAACUUCAGCACUGCACCGUCAAAUUGCCCUAGAUGAGCUGCGUGAGGAUCAGGCGAUCGUCGAACAAGCGUUACAGCAGAUGCGUGAGUGGAUUGCUAAGAAUCCAGCCAUUCAGUCGUGUCGCACAGAUGCCAACUUUCUGUUGCGCUUUCUGCGUGUGCGGAAAUUUUCCCACAUGGCCGCAUGUGAAACGUUGGAGCGUUACCUUGUGUCGCGGCAACGGUUCCCCGCAUGGUACAGCAAAGUAGAUACAGCCGAACCAUGGGUAAAGGUUAUGAUCGACAGUGAGUUCGUGGUACCGCUUGGCCGUGAUGAAUUGGGUCGCAUUGUGCAUCUCGUACGAUACGCGAAUCUGGAUAUCGACAGAUUCGACGUGACCAAACAGAUUCGUUUCUUUACGAUGGUGUUUGAGAGCAUUUUUGCUGACGAGCUGAACCAGAUAGCCGGCAUUGUAUGCAUCUUCGACGAAACCAACAUUCCAAUGCGAGCGUUUGCCCAGUGGUCAUUGACGGACAUCAAGAACUACAUCGAAUGUGUGACGAAGGCGUUUCCCAUCCGCGUGAAGGAGGUGCACGUGAUUAAUUUGCCACUGUUCGGUGCAACCGUAGGCGAAUGGAUUAUGAGCUGCUGCAGUGAGAAGCUGCGAAGUCGUUUCAAGUGUUAUCGCUCGUUGGACGAGUUUGUCAUCAAAACCAACCUAUUGUCGCUGUUGCCAAAGGAAUACGGCGGUAAACAAGAGGCAGAGGAUCUGAAGCGGCAACUUAAAGGAACGCUGGAUCAUUACAGGAAUGUUAUUCUUGCAUUAGACGACAUGAAGGUGGAUGAGAAGCGGAGUGCAACGUUGAAAAAUCUAAAUAAUCCUACCGAUGCAGAAAUGAUCGGUAGUUUCCGGAAAUUGGUCGUCGAUUAA